AUGCCAACCCCCAAAAUCGCCAUAAUAGGCGCUGGCCCUUCCGGCCUUACCCUAGCAUCUCUCCUCCAUAAAUCACCCUCAUUCCCCACCCCCAACAUCACCAUCUUCGACCUGCGGCCUCGCCCCACCGCAAGCAGCCUCUCCACCCCCUCCGGCUCCCUAGACCUACACGCUUCAUCCGGGCAACUAGCCCUCGCAAAAUGCGGGCUUCUUGAACAGUUCAAAUCCCUGGCUUCGGAAUGCAGCGAAGAGAUGAUCAUAUCUGAUGCGGGGGGAGUGGUGCGGUAUCACGAUCAGGGACAUGGAGGCGAUAGACCCGAGAUUUCGAGGAAUGCUCUUACGGAGUUACUAUUAUCGAGUGUACCCGAGGAGGUUAUUAAAUGGGAGACGAAAGUUCUCUCCGUUGUUCGUUCUGCUUCAUCUUCGGGCAAGAAAUGGAAUAUCACGUCGUCGUCGUCUCGGAAAAUAAACUCCACCUCCAGUACAGAAGCGUCAGCAGAAGAGGCAGAAGCAGAAAUGCACGAGUUUGAUCUAGUAAUAGGAGCAGACGGCGCAUGGUCCAAAUCCCGCGCCUCUCUCCCAGGCACCACAACCCCAUUCUACAGCGGCGUCUCAGCCAUAACCCUCACCGUCACAAACCUCAGCACGCACGCCCCCCUAAAUAGCCUCCUCGGCCAGGGCACCUUCUGGGCCUGCGCACCGCGCCGAACCCUCAUAGCACAGCACGGCUCCCACGACUCAGCGCGCAUCUACCUCAUGCUAGCCUCGCCCUCAGAAACCUAUCUACAGGACAAGGGACUCACAGGUCUUACGGGCGCGGAGCUAGCAACCAAACUCCUUGAUCAUGAAUCGCCAAAAGCAGAACCAGAACCAGAAUCAAAACCAGAAUUAGAAGUAGAAUUUUUGUUCCAAAACUUCAGCAAAAACAUCAAGGACCUCAUAACAACAGCCUGCUUUUCCGAGCCCAGCAUCAUAGACGCAAAACCCCUCUACAUGCUCCCUCCCUCCAACACGUGGACCCACACACCUGGCCUAACGCUCAUCGGCGACGCAGCACAUCUCAUGACGCCGUUUGCAGGCGAGGGCGUGAAUUGCGCUAUGCUCGAUGCGUUGGAACUGUCUAAAGCCAUCAUUUCCACUUCCACUUCCAUAUCUACUUCCACUUCUACCUCUACUUCCACUUCCACUUCCACUGCUAGUAAUCAAAUCACAGAUGAUUUAGACAAGGCGAUACAGGUCUUUGAAAUCAGGAUGUGGAGACGGAGUAGGGGGAUCGCGGAAGAUACGUAUAGGAAUCUGAAGAUGAUUUUUGAGGAUGAGAAGGUGCCUGAGGGGAUUGUGAAGGAUUUUGAAAGUCAUGGUGGGGUGGUUGACAUGGUGACUAUGGGGUUUGGCUUUUUGAGGGGAAAGAUUAAUGAAGUUUUGGGGUAUGAUUGA
Lachnellula hyalina is the source of this 1437-nucleotide messenger RNA. Its product is annotated as Monooxygenase. The coding region runs from base 1 to 1437 and encodes 478 amino acids. The transcript has a single exon. The record is from RefSeq and is a predicted model, not a curated record. Gene Ontology annotation, molecular function: FAD binding. NCBI's taxonomy places the organism in Eukaryota, Fungi, Ascomycota, Leotiomycetes, Helotiales, Lachnaceae.